UUAGCAACAAUCAUCUUGACAACCAACGAUUGGAAAGCUAUAAAUACUUAGAACUGCUGUCUUUGUUUUUAUUUUACUGUAUAUCGAGACUUAAGGGCCGUUGGAUGGGCAACAUCUAUUAUAAUUUGCAAAGACCUCGUUAUUUAGAAAGUUACUGAACAACUUACAUAUACGAAAAUAUAAGAUCCGAAUAUGGAUCCAAUGCCAUCAAAGAUAUCACAGAAAAGAAAGCCAUGGAUCGAAACUCCCCUGGUCGAGUCCGCAACACUCUCCAAAGCUGCUGGAUGCCGAGUCUUUCUAAAACUAGACGCUCUUCAGCCUUCUGGUAGUUUCAAAUCAAGAGGAAUUGGCAACUUCAUCCUCACCCAUCUCUCCGAUCCCUCUAACCAAGGGAAAGAGGUCCACUUCUACAUCUCUUCUGGAGGGAACGCCGGCUUGGCCGCUGUGAUUGCAGCACGCGAUCUCGGCUGUCCAUGCACAGUCGUAGUCCCCGUCACAACCAAGCCGCUGAUGAUCGAGAAACUGAAAGACGACGGGGCGGCAGACGUGAUUCAACACGGCGCCAGCUGGUCCGAAGCUGAUAGCUACCUUCGAGAGAGAUUCAUCAACACGAACACAUCUGUGUCGAAUGAUACUAAUGGAAGCAGGAUCACGAAUGUUUAUGUCCCUCCAUUUGAUCAUCCCUAUGUUUGGGAUGGUCAUGCCACACUGAUUCCCGAGCUAGUUACCCAAUUACCUCCUAGAGAGAAAAGUGAAGAGGGGGAUAACCGAUUCCCGGCAGACGUGAUUGUGUGCAGUGUCGGUGGGGGAGGGUUAUUCAAUGGCAUUAUCCAAGGUCUAGACGAGUAUUUAUCGAAACACCCUAUGAAGUCUAGUGAUGGCGCGAAACCGUUACAUGUCUUGGCUGUCGAAACACAAGGCGCAGACUCAUUAGCAUAUUCAUUGAAAAAGGGCACACUUGCUUCGUUGAGUACCAUCACGUCCAUAGCAUCAACGCUAGGCGCAGUGCAAGUCGCUCCACUGGCGUUUGAGAAUGCACGCUCGCCUCCAGAUGGAGUCAAUGUUACUAGUGUAGUUGCAUCGGAUGCCGAGGCAGUGAGAGGUGUGGUCACAUUUGCCGACAAGAUGCGCAUGCUUGUAGAACCGGCUUGCGGGGUUUCGGUGGAUGUGGCUAUGGGGCCACGGUUGAAGGAGGCAGUUGGGGAUCUGGGACCGAAUAGUCGGGUUGUGGUCAUUGUUUGUGGAGGGUCUAGUAUUAGUCCGGAGAUGGUGGCAGAGUAUCGCCAACGGCUUGAUGACGGAUGGGACGGCCAGUAAUGAGUUUUAUAUACUCGAUAAAGCUUCUAUAAAAUAUAGACUACUUAUGAAAGUUAAUUAGAAGAAUAU
Messenger RNA from Talaromyces proteolyticus, 1386 nucleotides. RefSeq names its product putative L-serine dehydratase. The transcript has 4 exons. The record is from RefSeq and is a predicted model, not a curated record. Bases 193 to 1317 code for a protein of 374 amino acids. Gene Ontology annotation, molecular function: threonine deaminase activity; pyridoxal phosphate binding; L-serine ammonia-lyase activity. NCBI's taxonomy places the organism in Eukaryota, Fungi, Ascomycota, Eurotiomycetes, Eurotiales, Trichocomaceae. Gene Ontology annotation, biological process: L-serine catabolic process; L-threonine catabolic process.